ACAUUUUUCAUUUUCUCUGCACCGAGACCGUGAGGGCGCCGCCGCUGCUCUCGUCCGCCGACGACAAACGAGCCCAGCGCGCCGCCGACGGCUGUGCCCUCGUUCCCCGCGAGUCCUGUGAGUUCCUUCCUCCUCCUCAUCUCCGCACCCCGCCUCUCCUUCUCGUGCGCCGAGGGGAAUGAGACCUCACCGGAUCGAGAGCUUCAGCGUGCGCGGCAUGAGAACAAGGCCGGAGAUGUACGUGCGGCUUGCAUGCUAGGAGGGAGGGAGGCAUGCAUGCUAGGAGAGAUGGAGCAAGGCAUGAUUCCUUGCCGCCACCACCAUCGCUAGCCCGCUCGCAGAUGAUGUUGAUCGAUCCACCGCGCGCGCCCCAUGCGUCGAACCCUGGCCUCCGAUUUUUCGGCCUCCAUCCCGCCUGAGGUUAACAUCCUGCCCUUCUACCCAGGGGGAGUGCAGCACAAGUGCUGCCCAUCGGAGUCACGCUAUGCCGAGUGCCGGAGUUGGUACUCCACUUUUGUAUCGUUACAGAUCGAAAAUUUUGUGCUACAACCGUUUUUUUUUUUUUUUUUUUUUUGCUUUUCCAUCAUGUGGAGAAUCUUUUUGCUACAACAACUAUGUGGUUUUGCACCAUGCGUUUUGUGGAUUCAUAUUUCAUUUUUUUGUUGCUAUAAUUGUUAUGUGGUUUUGCUACAUUGGUAUAAUUUUAUUGCCAUGAUGUCUCGUUAUCUUCAGUUUCCCAAAGACAGUGUGACGCAGUGCUGCAGUAAGGGUGCAGCGGAAAGGAGAGAGGAACAGCCAUGGCGACCACUCUCUCGUUAUCUUCUCCCUUCUUCCUCGCCGCUCCGCCCAAACCUAGAGAUGUGAUUUCGCUUGGAGUGGCUUCAGCUGCUCCCUCACGGAACACUGCAAAUCUACCAUGCAGGGGAUAUUUCCCUGGCCUGGCGCAUGGCCGGAAGCAACAACGACGCACAUCAGUAGUAUCCGUGUUUGGGAGAAAGACAAAGAUCACCAGAGAAACACUUGUCCCUGACCCAGACUACCGGUUACCGAUUGCUAUACUUGGGAUUGCUGGUGCAUUUGCAUAUGCGGACAACCUUCUUGCUGCUGCACCUGUAGGCCUUCUGGGGCUGCUUCUUUUGUUCCAGACUACUAGAGUUAGAUUCGUCUUUGAUGAUGAGGCCCUGGAAGUGAAAGUGGGAAAUCAGCUGCAGGAAUCGGGCGAAAAUGUUUUUGUUGGUGGCAAGAACCGUUGGAAGUACUCAACAUUCGUGAACUGGGAACUAUGGUGGCCACAAUUCCCUAUCCUGGUUUACUUCAAAGAAACCCAAACAAAACCCGAAGGCCAAAUUCAUUUCUUCCCUGUGAUUUUCAACGGCCGGCAACUCUAUGAUACUAUGGUGGAGCGUGCUGGACCUUCGGAAACAAGCGGGCCUAAUCCCUGAGACAGGCGGCGAGCUGUGCUCCAUGGGUUCUGUAAGCAUUGGUUCAAGUUCCAUGAGCCAAAAUCUCCAUGAUUUGUAAAAACUGCUUCAAUGUAUAUCUAUUCUAUGUGUUUGCAUAGUAUUAUAUGCGUUAAUCUCGAUAGCAAAAGUUGUACACUAAGCAUCUUAAAGUUGGUAUGUGAGAAAAUGAUGUAAUGCGGCUUCUUCAACAUGGUGUUCUUACCUCCCUCGCAAAACAAUGGCUGUGUUUGUCAGUGUAUCAGCCACUUGAAAUUUCUAUUGGAUGGGAUCGCAUUCCGAAAUGAA
Lolium perenne is the source of this 1748-nucleotide messenger RNA. RefSeq lists its product as uncharacterized. The record is from RefSeq and is a predicted model, not a curated record. NCBI's taxonomy places the organism in Eukaryota, Viridiplantae, Streptophyta, Magnoliopsida, Poales, Poaceae.